UUAAUCAUUUGCCAAGUGUCUGAGUUUCUAUAUUUCUAUAAUAUAAUUUAACCACAAAUGAAAAAAUUCGAAAUUUAUCGUAUAAUUUUAAUUAUUAACCGUAACCAGUAAGCCCAAGAGCCAUAAAGGGUCAAAAUGGUUAUACAACAGGAACAACCGACGAUGCACUUCAGUCCGAAGGUGGACUAUAUCCUAAUUCUGGACAAGUUGCGCGAGGAGUUCAACAAGAAGUACUCGAUCAACACGCCCUCGCCCUCCAACGGACUGGAUGACUACGAAAUUAAGGCCACUCUAGGAGCUGGCUCCUUCGGCAAGGUGCAGCUGGUGAAGGAGAGGGAGUCUGGAGUCUACUAUGCCUCCAAACAGCUAAGCAAGGAUCAGAUCGUAAAGACCAAGCAGGUGGGCCAUGUGAUGAGCGAGAAGAAUGUGCUGCGCUCAAUGAUGUUUCCCAAUACAGUGAACCUAAUUACCUCCCACAAGGACUACGACAGUUUGUACCUUGUUCUUCCGCUGAUUGGAGGUGGCGAGCUCUUCACCUACCAUCGAAAAGUGCGCAAGUUUACUGAGAAACAGGCUCGAUUCUACGCUGCCCAAGUAUUCUUGGCUUUGGAAUACCUGCAUCAUUGCAGCUUGCUCUACCGAGAUCUCAAGCCAGAGAACAUAAUGCUGGAUAAGAACGGUUACCUUAAAGUAACCGACUUUGGAUUUGCCAAGAAGGUGGAAACCCGUACGAUGACUCUCUGCGGAACUCCAGAGUAUUUGCCGCCGGAGAUUAUUCAGUCUAAGCCCUAUGGAACCAGCGUAGACUGGUGGGCCUUCGGUGUGCUGGUCUACGAGUUUGUGGCCGGACACUCGCCCUUUUCCGCCCACAAUCGGGAUGUGAUGAGCAUGUACAACAAGAUCUGCGAGGCCGACUACAAAAUGCCCAGCUACUUCAGCGGAGCAUUGCGUCAUCUAAUAGAUCAUCUACUCCAAGUAGAUCUCUCUAAGCGCUUCGGCAACCUUAUCAACGGCAAUCGGGACAUCAAGGAGCACGAGUGGUUCAAGGAGGUGGAAUGGAUACCGAUCCUCAACCAGACAGUAAAUGCGCCUUAUGUGCCCAACAUCAGCAAUCCAGAGGACAUAUCCAACUUUGACAAGGUUUCCGAGAAGCCGCGUCCAAAGGCCAAGACUAUGCGUCAUGAGGAGGCCUUUGCGGAUUUCUAGCUGUGACCUGUGACCCGUGUUUUAGCAACUUUGUUUUAGUGAUCGACCCAGUGACUGUGUUGUCUUUGUUUUUGCAUUAUAAAGCGAAACACUUGAUUCGGCUCGACUAGA
Messenger RNA from Drosophila kikkawai, 1317 nucleotides. RefSeq names its product cAMP-dependent protein kinase catalytic subunit 2. The record is from RefSeq and is a predicted model, not a curated record. Gene Ontology annotation, biological process: protein phosphorylation. Gene Ontology annotation, cellular component: nucleus. Lineage: Eukaryota; Metazoa; Arthropoda; Insecta; Diptera; Drosophilidae. Gene Ontology annotation, molecular function: ATP binding; protein serine/threonine kinase activity.